This is a messenger RNA of Scheffersomyces stipitis CBS 6054, 1425 nucleotides long. RefSeq names its product inorganic phosphate transporter. The transcript has a single exon. Gene Ontology annotation, biological process: transmembrane transport. Gene Ontology annotation, molecular function: transmembrane transporter activity. The record is from RefSeq and is a predicted model, not a curated record. NCBI's taxonomy places the organism in Eukaryota, Fungi, Ascomycota, Pichiomycetes, Serinales, Debaryomycetaceae. Bases 1 to 1425 code for a protein of 474 amino acids.
AUGCAUUUGGUCAACGAUGCCAUUGACGAAAUUGGUUUCACUCCAUAUCAUUUGAAACUCUUCUUCCUUAAUGGUAUGGGUUACUGGACCGAUACUCAAUUGACAUACCUUGAAAGUUCAGUGAGAACCUUUGUCAAUUACCAAUUUGGCUACACCUAUGCUGUGUCCAACGAGAUGUUGGCUGCUGGUCUUUUGGUCGGUGCCAUUUUCUGGGGGUUUUCUGCUGAUUUGAUCGGAAGAAAGAUAGCUUUCAACCUUUCGUUGUUACUUUCGGCUGUCUUCACAAUCAUCACUGGUACCAUGGGAACCAUGGCUUCAUACUGUAUCUUUGUUUUCUUGCUGUGUUUCGCUGCUGGAGGUAACUUGGUACUUGACACUUGUGUUUUCCUUGAAUACUUGCCUCACAAACACCAAUGGCUUUUGACAUUUUUCGCCUUUUUCUGGGGUAUUGGUCAAACCAUUGCUGUUUUGCUUGCAUACGCUUUCUUGCCUAACAACUCAUGUUCAUCCGCUGACGACUGUCCUUCUCACAAGAACAGGGGCUGGAGAUAUGUCUACUAUGUCAAUGGAGCCAUUGUGCUUGUCAUGGCUAUUUUGCGUAUCACUGUCAUCAGAUUAAAGGAGACGCCUAAGUUCUUGGUUUCCAAUAACAGAGAUGCUGAAGCAGUAGAAGUUUUGCAAUCGAUUGCCCGUAAAUACAACCGUCAAUGUUCUUUAACUCUCGAACAAUUGAAUGCUAUUGGAGAAGUCAAGUCCAGUGACGAUUACAGAAAGCACUUAAACGUCAAGGGCACUUACACUUUGGUUAAGCACCAUCUCACCAUCUUGUUUGCCAACAGAAAGACUGCCAGACUGACGAUCUUAUUGUUUCUCUCUUGGUUCCUUCUUGGGUUUGCUUAUCCCUUAUACUCGUCUUUCUUGCCGGUAUACUUGGCUACGAGAGGUAAUAAUAUUUCUGCGCCAGAUGUACAUGGAGUUUACCGUGACAAUUUGAUUAGUAACGUGUCUUCCAUGGGUGGUCCAUUCAUUGCUGGAGCUUUGUUGUAUUUCUUUCCGGCCUUGGGAAGAAGAGGAGUCUUGUGUAUAGGUGGUCUCGUCAGUAUGGCCUUCCUCUUUGGCUACACCCAGAUCAAGAACAGAGCCCAAAAUGUGGCUCUUUCGUCGACUUCAUUCCUUGCCAUCUAUAUCUACUAUGCUGUGUUGUACGCUUACACUCCGGAAGUGUUGCCCUCAGCAGCAAGAGGUACAGGUAAUGCUCUCAGUAUUGCUUGUACUCGUGUAGCCAGUUUGGUUGUGCCAGUCAUUGCUUACUUCUCUGACACUAGUUCUGCAGUUCCGAUCUGGAUCUGUGGUGCGUUUGUUGGAGUGAUUGGUUUGAUGGCAUUGUUGUUCCCAUUCGAACCAAGUAAGCACAGAGUUGUAUAA